Messenger RNA from Delphinapterus leucas (beluga whale), 2785 nucleotides. RefSeq names its product single stranded DNA binding protein 1 (gene SSBP1). Gene Ontology annotation, cellular component: mitochondrial nucleoid. NCBI's taxonomy places the organism in Eukaryota, Metazoa, Chordata, Mammalia, Artiodactyla, Monodontidae. The record is from RefSeq and is a predicted model, not a curated record. Gene Ontology annotation, molecular function: single-stranded DNA binding. Gene Ontology annotation, biological process: mitochondrial DNA replication; positive regulation of helicase activity.
GGAAAUGAGUUCCUGCCUGGAAGCUGUCGGAGCCUGAGCUUCAGGAAAAGAUUAAAGGUUAGAUUGUAAGAAAAGGAAAUAGAAGCCAUGUUUCGAAGACCUGUAGUGCAGGUCCUUCAUCAGUUUGUAAGACAUGAGUCUGAAGUAGCUGGCAGUUUGGUUCUCGAAAGAUCUCUGAAUCGUGUGCAGUUACUUGGUCGAGUAGGUCAGGACCCUGUCAUGAGACAGGUGGAAGGAAAAAACCCAGUCACAAUAUUUUCUCUAGCAACAAAUGAGAUGUGGCGAUCAGGGGAAAAUGAAACACACCAAAUGGGUGAUGUCAGUCAAAAGACAACGUGGCACAGAAUUUCAGUAUUCCGACCAGGCCUGAGAGAUGUGGCAUAUCAGUAUGUGAAAAAGGGGUCUCGAAUUUAUGUGGAAGGGAAAGUAGACUAUGGUGAAUAUAUGGAUAAAAAUAAUGUGAGACGACAAGCAACAACAAUUAUAGCUGAUAACAUUAUAUUUCUGAGUGACCAGACGAAAGAGAAGGCAUAGAAUGGACGAUUCUUCUUUGGCCAUUGUUUGGUACAGUCUCGUUUCCAAAUCUUGAUAGUCCUUAUAGUUUCUGAAGACAAGAAUUAAAAUACUCUAUGUAAAAUGAGUGAUAAUAUUUUUCCUGACUGCUGUUCUCCUUCCCCUUUUCGUGUCAUGAACCUUGGUAGCUCCUGUAUGUUAUGGCAUUCACUAGUUUUUUAUUCUUUAAGAGACAGUUUCUGUGUAUAAGUAUACAAGAUAGUGAACUGUUAGGGUCAUCCGUGUUAUGGCAGAGGGAUAACUGUCCUUUCGGAAGCUCCCCCCCCCUUUUUGUGCACACUUCUAUUAUAGUAUUGAUUUAGCUACUCAGUGUUUAUUGAGCAUUGCUGUACGUCAUACAUUUAUCCCAUGGUUGUAAAUACUGAUUUCCUUAUCUGUUUGGUUUAUAGACUAGAAGGCAAGAACUGUAUCUUCUUUAUGUACCUGCGUCUUAACCAUUGCUUGGCACAGAAUAGGCAAUAAAUGUUGACACAUGAAUGAUCCCAAUGGGAUAUUAAGCUUUAGCCUAAAUUGUAGGGGCUUGCUGAACAGUGGUUAAUAUCUAAUCUAAAUAGCUUCAAGAUGAACCUACAUUAUUCACGUCUUCUGUUUUUGGACAAUUUCACUAGUAGCAUUUGUGAAACAGAGUUUACUAGCAGUAAAGUCCUAAAGUAUAACUAGGGAUGAAGUAGUCCAUCUCCAGGUGAUGACAUAGGCUCUGGUUUCACUAUUUUCUAUCUUUCUAAACCCCAUUCUCUGUCCUUUUAGUCUCAUACAGACUCUCAGGGGAGUCCCUGCCUCUCUAGGUUAGCGCCCCAGGUAUGACAUUUUCCUCUUAUUUUUCUACAUGGUCUCUUGUUGUACAUACUGUGUACAAUUGUGUAUGCACAGUUACCUUUAUUGUAAGAUUCUGACAGAGUACUAGUAAUUUACUAGUAAAGAUUACAUAAAACAAACUCAGUUUUUUAAUGCAUCUUUUACUUCUACAUGUCCUCUCCCCUCUGCCUGAGAGAGUGUGGUGCUAACUGUAGCUUAGACCCUGCUGGACUUUAACAGGUUCAGAAUUCACACGUUAUUUUAUGGACCCUUGACUUUUUGUUUUAAGGUAUUUUCUGCACACAUCAGCAGCAUUUUGUACUCACAGCUUGUUUAAGGAAAAAUGGAGUUCCUUAGCUUUAUCCUUUCUUUCGCCCAGGAACAGUAGAAAAUUAAUUACUGUUUCCUCAUAUCAGCUAUCUUUAUUUAUUUUAAAAUUUUAAUUAUUUUUUUUCAACCAUCUUUUUCUUUUUUUCCUGUAGCUGGCACCAUUAGUCAGCACAUUAAGUCUGCUCUCUUGAGUUCCCACAUUAAAACUGGUGAUGUAGUCUUCACUCCUUUACGCCACAUUCCUUAAGCAAAAUUGUAAAGUAGGUGAGAUUUGUCUUUUGGGCAACUUUUAAUUUUUUUCCUCAGCAAAGGUACUUUUAUGCUCCUUCAAAGUUGUGAGAAGUUAAUGUGGAUUAGUAUUCCUGUUUAAACUGAGUGAUGACUCUGUGCUUUGGGAAAGUGACAUGGUGAACAAAACUGCUUAAUUACCAACCCCAAGCGAUUCUGAGUCCAGGGUGCAGGGGCAGAAGAAGAGUGUGUCCUCCAGGAUCCCCGCGAGCCGAGGGGCCCUUCUGCAGACUCCCACUGGAGAUUGCUUGAGAGGCUCUGAGGCUGGGCAGCAGGGCUUUCAGAGUCAGGUGUUCAGUGCAGAGGCCUCAGCGUACGUGUGAUACUGCAGACCCGGGGUCCACAACCAGGCAGGCUGUGGGAGCAUAAACUCUGCCCUCCCCCCGCAGGCAGCCCCGUCUCCUGAGAAACUUUCUACUGUUCCGAGCCUAGUCUCGGAGUAGACCUGUGGAAUCUGAUAGCAGUAACAGACCGUAGGGGUCUUCUAGUCCAAGUUUUGUGUCCUGCAUUUCCUUUUUUCAUGUUCUUACGGUGUCAGGGAAUGUACCUGCAGAAAACUGCCCUGUGACUUUGAUUUUGGGAUUCUGGGUUAGGUAGAAAGAUGCGUAUGAUACAUGGAAGUGUGGGAGCAAAAGUAUCAAACAGCAUGUGUGGUGUUAUUCCCGUAUUUGAAAAAAAGUAAUUGAUAUAAAUAUAUACUUAGAAGAGUCUGGAAGGAGAAAAAUCAAAAUGCUCUGAUGAUCUCUGAGAAGAUUAUGAUUUUCCUUAUUUUUUACAAUUUUGUAAUUUUUUUUUUUUU